Botrytis porri is the source of this 582-nucleotide messenger RNA. RefSeq lists its product as uncharacterized. The transcript has 3 exons. Bases 1 to 582 code for a protein of 193 amino acids. NCBI's taxonomy places the organism in Eukaryota, Fungi, Ascomycota, Leotiomycetes, Helotiales, Sclerotiniaceae. The record is from RefSeq and is a predicted model, not a curated record.
AUGCAUUUUCGCUUAUAUACUACUGUCCUCGCGGUGCUCUUGCGCAUUACCCUCUGUGAUACCGUCUACUACGAGAGUAUUAGUAGUGUGGUAACCUCUACUUCCACCCCCAUCACCUACUACUCUCCAACAACCUUAGUCUCUACUGCCUAUCCAACUAGCGCCGAGAUAACAGACACUGGUUACUCCACAACUCCUACUUAUUCCACAUAUCCCACUUAUACACUACCCACUAGUCAUACAUACCCCACAACUACCACCUCUUCAUCAUCAAGCACCUGCGUAUCUCCAACUUUCACCUGGACUGAACCAACUACCGUUCCUACAGAUAUACCAAGCUAUGGAAACUACCGCAUGGGGAAACGUGCUGAUCCUCCUAAGCUUACACCAGACGAGAUCGAGAGUCUAAGAAAACUCAUCCGCAUAUAUGAUGCGAUCGAAAAGGCAAAGAUAGUAAUAGAUAAAGCGAUUGAAGAUGGUCUUACUGAAUGUCAGGAUUUCAAGAAUUUGGUUGCGAUUCUCAAAGUUUUCGCGCCUAUUUUUGAUGGACUUCAAGAGUGGCUCGACGAACGACAUUUGUGA